Messenger RNA from Oncorhynchus gorbuscha (pink salmon), 542 nucleotides. RefSeq names its product ras-related protein Rab-26-like. The transcript has 4 exons. The coding region runs from base 34 to 366 and encodes 110 amino acids. Gene Ontology annotation, molecular function: GTPase activity; GTP binding. The record is from RefSeq and is a predicted model, not a curated record. Lineage: Eukaryota; Metazoa; Chordata; Actinopteri; Salmoniformes; Salmonidae.
UCGCUCUCUCUGUAUCCUGAGUGUUUCCUUAUCAUGUCUCUCCUCUUGUUGUCAUCUCCACCCCAGGCCUGGCUGACUGAGAUCCACGAUUACGCCCAGCAGGAUGUGGUCCUGAUGCUGCUGGGAAACAAGGCUGAUGCCACACAGCAGAGGGUGGUGAAGAGAGAGGAUGGAGAGAGGCUGGCCAAGGAGUUUGGGGUUCCAUACAUGGAGACCAGUGCAAAGUCUGGCCUCAAUGUGGAGUUAUCCUUCACUGCUGUGGCCAAAGAGCUGAAGCACAGGUCUAUGAAGGAGCCCAACGAGCCCAAGUUUAAACUUCAGGACUACGUCAACAAGGAGAUGAAGAGUGCUGGAUGUGCAUGUUAGAACACUGGGUGUGUGUGUGUGGGUACGUGUGCGCGUGCCAGCUCGUGUCCUUCUCCACACCUUUCUCUAUUCCUCUCCUUUCUCUUCUCUCCUCUCCUCACCUCUCUCCCAUCUCUCCUCUCCUCACCUCCCUCUUUUCCUCUCCUUUCUCUUCUCUUCUCUCCUCUCUUCACCUC